Messenger RNA from Vicugna pacos (alpaca), 924 nucleotides. RefSeq names its product transmembrane and coiled-coil domain-containing protein 5B-like. The record is from RefSeq and is a predicted model, not a curated record. Lineage: Eukaryota; Metazoa; Chordata; Mammalia; Artiodactyla; Camelidae.
AUGGGAGAAUCUGGACAGGACCCAUUGGAUGAUGUGCAGGAGAUGAUGGAAAUACCGAAAUUAGAAGCCACAAAACAGAACCUCGACUACCUUAACUCAGACCUUGAAAAGGACCUGCAGAGACUGGAUAAGGCAAAUCUGGUUCUUCUCAGAAAAAUUCAAGAAAAAGAAGAAACAGUUCAGAGUCUGGAAAGGGAGGUUUUCCUGUCAGUUGGAAAAGCCAGAGAGAGGGAGGAGCUGAUCCACAUCCUAUCUGAGAAGGAAGAAGCCCUAAGGGGUCUGGAAGUAGAGACAGCAAAGCUGGAAAAAAAGAAGGAGAUGCUGAGCAGGAAUGUGGUGGAGGUUCAAAAGGAGAUUUCAAGAAGAUUCAAGAAUGUUGGCCUUGAUAAAGAAACCCUAAAGCAGAUGUUGGCAGAAUUAAAGGUGAGACUACAACAGUCUACAGAGUCCUGUGCAAAUCAAGAGAAGGAACUAGUCAAGGUAGAGAGUGACUACCAAUCUGUGUACCAGCUCUGCGAAGACCAGGCGCACUACAUAAAGAAAUACCAGGAAAUUCUGAGGCAGAUGGAAAAGGAAAAGGAGGUGCUGCUUCUUGAAAAAGAAGUAUUCAAAGCCCAGAACGACUCUUCCCAAAUAGUGAAACCUGGGUCAAUUCUGGUGGAGACCAUCCAAAGCAACAUGGAGAAGACCAUCAUUAAGAAACAGAAGAGAAUCUUUUGGUACAGGCAUUUCAAGUAUCUCGUCUUCAUGGUCAUGAUCUUCAUUAGGCUGCUGGGUUACAUGCUUUUCUACCUGCAGUACAUAAACCCAGACCUCCUUGUGGAUGCCCUGCCCAUGGUAAUGAGCAGAGAUGCCUUGAAGAGGCUGAGGGACGUCUUAUUUCCCUUCCUCACUCUGGAGGUGGAAGAAGUUCUACCACAUUAG